Messenger RNA from Penaeus monodon (black tiger shrimp), 2740 nucleotides. Its product is annotated as transcription factor SOX-9-like. Bases 480 to 2084 code for a protein of 534 amino acids. Gene Ontology annotation, biological process: regulation of DNA-templated transcription; cell differentiation; anatomical structure morphogenesis. NCBI's taxonomy places the organism in Eukaryota, Metazoa, Arthropoda, Malacostraca, Decapoda, Penaeidae. The record is from RefSeq and is a predicted model, not a curated record. The transcript has 2 exons. Gene Ontology annotation, molecular function: DNA-binding transcription factor activity, RNA polymerase II-specific; RNA polymerase II cis-regulatory region sequence-specific DNA binding.
CCAGUCUAACACACACCUUCACACGGGAAGGAGGAGGUGGCCCUGUGGCUCUCCGUUGGACAGUGCCAGUGCCACUUGAGACUCGCUCGCGCAUGGACAUACAAUUAUCCUUGCAAGACGUACGAGAAAAGUGUUUGAAUUUAGUGCUUUUUUUGGUGGGAUUCGAAUUUCGAGUUUCCCUUCCCGAAAGGAUAUACGAGGAAAGUAUAUUCAAGAUGUUUGUCUCUAUUUCUGGAAAGAUAUGCAAAGAGGUGAAUAACAGUUGAGUGAUUUCACGGACUGACCGCAACAGACGGAAGGAAGACCCAGAAGGAGCUCAUUCCCCCCACCUUUUCCACGUGGGGGACCAGAUAUCCUCGCGGGCACGCCCCCCUCCUUCGUCUCUCUCUCGUGGCGAAAGUACAGCUUCGCCGCCGCGCUUCGGAGAGGACAAGGAUCUCAGCCGCGUCUCCUUCGGUAUCCUUCAGCCCCCCUGCAGGAUGUUGCCCCAGGGCCUCAAGGAAGCGCCCGUCGAACACCCGCUCUCCGCCGGCGCCCCCUUCGGCUCCCUGGCGGUGGAUGACACUUCGUCGACACCCUAUUCAGAUGCGACACAGACCAAGAAGCACCCUCCGAACCACAUCAAGCGCCCGAUGAACGCCUUCAUGGUGUGGUCGCAGAUGGAGCGCCGCGAGAUCGUCAAGUUCGCGCCCGACACGCACAACGCCGAGAUCUCGAAGCAGCUGGGGCGCCGCUGGAAGCUGCUGACGGAGGAGCAGCGCCGCCCGUACCGCGAGGAGGCCGAGCGGCUGAAGCAGCUGCACCUCCGCGAGUACCCCGACUACAAGUACCGCCCGCGCAAGAAGUCGAAGGACCCGCUGAAGGGCGUGUCGGAGCGCAGCGGCGGCAAGGUGGCCAAGGUGCACCAGAUGAACAGCAUCUGCAAGGAGUUCGCCGGCAGCAUCAAGCCGAGCAGCAAGGACUGCGCGCAGGCGGGCAAGGCGGGGCUGCCCCAGGGGCACCCGAUGGACAUGCAGGCGCUGGACGACCCCGUCGGCUGGUCGCUGCCGCUCACGCCGACGUCGCCGCCGCGCGUGCCCACCAGCCCGACCACCUCCGACCUGCCCGACUCGCCCGAGAGCGCCUUCAACUUCGACGAGCACACCUUCGUCAGGUCGACGUCCUUGGCCCCGACGCAGACGUACUGUGCGAGGAUCGAGAGCAUGACGCGCUCGUCCGCCGCCUUCCACAGCGCCGUCCCGAGCGCCCUCGCGUCGCCGGGCAGCAGAAAGGCCGCGGCGAACGGCGGCUGCGGCGGCGCUUUCGGCGGCGCUCCCCCCAGACAGCCCGCCUUCGCCGCCGGCUUCUUCCCCGACCAGAAGCUGGCCAACAGCUUCCUGAAGCACGACUCCCUCGCCAACAUGAGCUACCUGAAGCAAGAGCCGGAGUUCGCCGAGCAGCUGCUGGCCCACCACCGCCAGCAGCAGCAGCAGCAGCAGCAGCACGAGCAGGAGUUCCACCAGACGUGUCUCUACUCGCCCGUCAACUCGCAGGCGUCCUUCUUCGGGCCGGCCGUCCCCGAGCACCACCACCACCACCAGCCACAUCACCACCACCACCACCACCACCAUCACCACCAACAGCACCAAAAUCACCAUCCUCACCACCAGCAACAACAGCAUCCGCAGCACCACCAGCACCACCACCACCAACAGCAACAACACCAACAGCAGCAGCACCAACAGCAGCAGCAGCGACACCAACAGCAGCACCAACAGCAGCAGCAGCAGCAGGUCCCCGUGGUCAAGGUGGAGGCGCCGGAAGCGCACCCGGCGACCCUCGACGACCUCGACAACAUCGGGGUCACGGAGCUCAUCCCCAUGACCUCUGACCUGAAGGUGGAGCUCGAGUCCCUGGCCGACCUGGGCUACGAGUCGGGCGGCUCGGUCGGCGGCGGCGGCGGCGGCGGCGGCGGCGGCGGCGGGAACGGCGGCGGCGGCGGGAACGGCGGGAACGGCGGUUGGGCGAACGUGGGCGUGGCCUCGUCGUCGCCGUCGAACGUGCUGGCCGACUUCGAGAUCAUGAACGCCUGGAUCAACUCGUGAGCGCCGCCGGGUGCGGACGCGCGCGCGCGCUCUCUCAUCGGCUACUGUUCAUGUCUUUCAAAAACUUCUCUCCUGUUUUAAUUCAACGAAUUUCGCCAGUGCGGCUGUAUAUUGUUGUUGUUAUCAUCUUAAUUAUUAUUAUCAUUAUUAUUACCGCUAUUAUUCUAUUUUUCUUAUUUAUUAUGACUGUUUCUUCGUAAGGAACUUGUUUGGCGAAGCGGAAGAGUUGCUGUCGGGAGUCAAGUGUCUGCUGAAGUGCUGUUUUAAGCUCAGCGACUCGCAUUCACGUGUACAUAAUGCAGUAUAUAUAUAUACAGUAUAUAAAUCGUUACCGGGUAUCUGUAGUAAUAGUUACCAGUUCAAGUUGAUAAGUUAUGUGCUUGCCCAGUAUUUAAGUUCUUACCUGAACAAAACUGUACCUCUAGUCAGUCACCACGAGAUCAUACUAAGGAGAAAAAGCGAACAAAACUCAUAUACUAAAUAUGUAAGACAGAUUGCUAUGCUUCAUCGAGUCGGAAAAGAGCUGUUUUUCUUGCAGAAUCUGUGUUUAAACUCACUGUUAAUUUUGCUUACGCUGUUCUUUUUUGUAUAAGGGAGUUUAACAUCUAUGGUACUUAGAUAUGUAUUAUAUUUUGCAGGUUAUGUAACGCACACAU